GCUUCUCUGACUCCCGCUAAGACAAAGAUGUAUGGUCAAAGGUCGUUCUCCUCUUGAGCUUCAUCAACUUGGUUUAUCUACCAGCUUUCCUCACUGAUUUUCUUACCAGUCUAAACUGAAGAUGCAUAUUUUCAGAACAGCAUCUUCACUACUGUCCUAACCAUAGGAGUGCAUAAUGUGUCUAUAUUUUCUUGGUGUAUGAGUGGGCAUGUCUGUUAAAAUUGGAACAGGACUGUUAAAAACAGCGAUCGACAAUGUUUUCAACUUGAGUGUCAUGGGCAGGUCCUAGAUGGAAUGAGAAGUCCACACACCUGACGAUGAUCAAGACCAAUGAACCAGCAUCACUGCUGAUCAGAUGAUACCAGUCAAGGGAUGGCUGAUAUAACUUGCCCUGAAGCAUGUUUAUUUUCACAAUUCAAGAAAUGUUAUGUAGUUCCAAUCAGGGAGAAUAUCUUAUGUGAGAGCAAAGGAAGGAGAGAAAGAGUAAGGGACUGAGUUGUUUGGUGUCUCCACAAUUCUUUUCUCCUUGAAAAGAUGCUCUCCACCCCUGUCGCCUAACAUGAACUACCAACUUUGUGAACAAACUAUGAAUACAUGUGCUCCACAAUUUUCCUACACUGUUCAUUGCACAUAAAUAAGCUUGGCACAAAUAAAGUCAUCGAUCAAAAGUUGACAAUAAAAUCACAGCUGGGAGAAAUCAGCUGUGAAGCUGAGUGGAACAAAAGUUUUUACAGUGUAAAAUGUCAAAGCAUCAAAAGUUACAGUUUUAAAAUAUAUAAGAUCUGGGUAAGGGACAAAAGCGAUACGAGGCAUUAGUCUAGAUGACAGAUUCCGGUUUAUUCACAUUCCUUGUUACGGCUCGCCGAGACUAACAGCGGACUACUUCGCACGAGGCUAAGCAUUGGUCUUGGUAGACAGACAGCAAUCCACCUAUACUCGUCCGUGCAAUGACGAUGUGUACGAACUCCCAAAAUUAAAAAGAGCUGAAGUGUUAUAUGAAAUGUGUUAUUAUAAAUGUCCUAAAUGAUCGUUUGCAUCUAAAAGUUUAUGAAGAUUUUUUUAAGAAAAUGUAAAAUCUUGAUACCGGGGAACGAGAUUAUUUUACAGGGUUGCUAAGGAAAAGCAUUAAAAUGGCGGAAGAUGAAAUUCCUCCUCUGGAGGACAUGACAGAGUUGCUAAAUCAAAUUCAAAGCCUGCAGAAAAAGACAGAGAGUCAUUGGCCAGAAGGAUGCAGGAAGAUAUCCAGUCACACUUCAACAGCCCAUUCACUUUCUCAACCAGAAUCUAUUUCAUCAGUCCAUUUCCACAGCAGCAAACAAUGUGAACAAAAUACCAGAUUUGGUGGGAUGAAAAAAGGAUUUUUGUUUGGACAGUCAAAACCAACACCCAAAACCAAAAACACAGAUGUUGUGAAAGAACAAAAUGGUGAUAAAUGUAGUCCAGAAGAUUCAAUUCCAUUUCUUAAGCCCAGAACAGAGAGAAAGGAUUCAGAUCUAAAAUUUGCAGAAGUCCAGGAAGCUAUGGAAUCUGGUCAAAGUGUUUUUAGAAAUAAAGAUUGGGUGACAGAAGAUCUGCUGGAAAAAGUUCAGAAAAAUGAACUGUUGUCGAAGCGUUUAAGUGAUCCCCACUUUAUGCAGGCCAUCACAGAUUUCCAGAAAAAUCCCCAAGCUGCUAUUACUAAAUAUCAAAGCAAUACAGAGGUGUGGAGUCUUCUGAAGGAGUUUUCUGGAAUUCUUGGGCAACAUUUUAUGGAAUUGGGAGAAAAACAAGACAUGGCUGGAGGUACAACUCUGCAAUCUGUAAAAACGGAACCAUUGUCUCAUGCCUUAAAGAUGAAGCACCAUCUCCUGCAAGGUCACAAAAAAUGGAGCAGCUUCCAGAGGAUCCAGAUGUGCAGAAGAUUUUGUCUGAUCCAGUCAAUGUAGAAAUUUUAUCAGACCCAAGUGUUCAAAAACUCUUUCAGAGUUUACGCAGCAACCCUGAAGAAGCUCAAAGGAUGAUUCGUGAAGGAGAUGACUUGUUCCGGGCAAAGGUGGACCACCUUAUUUCUCUCGGACUUUUAAGAUUUCAAACAUGAAGCAUCUUUGCAGUGCUGUACACUGCAUUAUAGUAUGUGAACACUGCCAAAGAGAAGUUUGCUAUGAGCACAAAAUGUGUUAAUAACUAUGGAAUGAGCAUUCAUUUCAAAUGUUUAGAAAAAAUAGAAAUUAUUUGUCACCUGCUUACUUUUCUCUCCAUUUUAAGUAGAACAUCUGGUCAUACUUAGCAAUAAUAGCAAUGUCAGUUAAGUAUAAGGCAUUUUCUUAGUAAUAUCUGUGAAAAAAAAGGAAGGAUAAACCCAUAUGGUUCUUAAUGUGUCUGUGCAUUCUUGUGAUUGCAUAUGAACAUUUAUUUUCAUGCUGACAUGUUUUUGUGUGUUGAAGUGCAUUUGUGUGUGCAUGUGCAUACAUGCAUGUGUGUAUGUAUAUAAUAAAUGCAAGAAAUGAUUUGUUCUGUGUUAUAUUUGCAUUGUUGUGUUUGCUGCUCCUUAUUAAUAAUAAUAAAGAUGUGAUUUGUGUAGCACAUAAUCAUGCUCAUGAAGGAGCAUGUUCUCAGCACUGAAGACAAAUAGUAGACAUGAACAGAAUGAAAGGAGAAACAACUAUAUGC
Molecule: messenger RNA, 2649 nt
Organism: Pomacea canaliculata
Lineage: Eukaryota; Metazoa; Mollusca; Gastropoda; Architaenioglossa; Ampullariidae
Exons: 6
Coding region: 1131-1925 (264 amino acids)
Source: RefSeq, a predicted model, not a curated record